Messenger RNA from Momordica charantia (bitter melon), 1731 nucleotides. The record is from RefSeq and is a predicted model, not a curated record. Lineage: Eukaryota; Viridiplantae; Streptophyta; Magnoliopsida; Cucurbitales; Cucurbitaceae.
CUAUUCUCUUGCACUUUAUAUUAUAUCUUCUCUGUUUACAAAUUACAUAUCCUACGUGUUUUUUCCCUUCCCAUAAAAAGUACUUCUUUUACAACAACUUUCCCACCUUUUUUUUGUGCUGUUUUGAAAUCUUUUAUUUUGUGCAUACCGAAAGAUCAUCAUCAAAUCAUAAUGGCCACAACCACAAAAUUAACAGAUGCCUUUAAAUCCCACCCUGUUCACGUCCCCGUCCACAAAAACCUAGAUUUUGACUCCUCCCAAGAGCUCCCCGACUCUUAUGCAUGGGUCCAACCCGCCAACCUCCCUCUCAUCGCCGAUCCGGACUCCAACUCUGACACCGUUCCCCUUGUUGACCUUUCUCUUCCUAAUGCUGCCCACCUUGUCGCUACUGCAUGCAGCACCUGGGGGGCAUUUCAAGUCAUUAACCAUGGCAUCCCCAGCUCUCUCCUCGACCGCAUCGAUUCUGCCGCGAACUCUCUCUUCUCCCUCCCGCCUGAUAAAAAACUCAAGGCUGCUCGCUCCCCCGAUGGUGUCACAGGCUAUGGCAUUCUUCACAUCUCCUCCUUCUUCCCCAAACGUAUGUGGUCUGAAGGCUUCACCAUCGCCGGCUCCCCUCUCGACCAUUUCCGCCAAUUUUGGCCCAAUGACUACACCAAAUACUGUGAUAUGAUAGAAGAAUAUGAGCGGGAGAUGAAGAGUCUAUGUAAGAGACUGAUUUGGCUGGCCUUGGGGGAACUAGGGAUAACCUGGGAGGACGUGAAAUGGGCUGACCUAAACGGGGAUUUCCAAGGGAACCAUUCGGUUGUCCAGUUGAACUCGUACCCGGUAUGUCCGAAUCCCGAUCGAGCAAUGGGUCUCGGGGUCCACAGCGACACCAGCCUCCUCACGGUGGUGUACCAAAAUAAUACUAAAGGGUUGCARGUGUUACGGGAGGGGAACCGGUGGGUGACGGUAGAGGCGGUACCUGAUAGGUUGGUGGUCCAGGUGGGAGACCUGCUCCACAUUAUGACAAACGGGUUGUACCCUGCUGUGCUCCACCAAGCGGUCGUGAACCGAACGCGGAAACGGCAAUCCGUUGUGUACGUAUUUGGGCCACCAGAAAGCGCUGAAAUCUCACCACUCAAGAAGCUUUUGGGUCCAACCCAGCCCCCUCUCUACCCCGCAAUCACUUGGUCCGAAUACCUCGGAACCAAGGCGAAGCAUUUCAACGACACACUUUCUUUCAUCCGCCUACCCGCUCCUUUCAUUGGCCAAUCAGACGUCAAUGAUAACAACAGUGUCAUUGUGGAAUAGCUCCUCCACUCCCUUCCCCUAUCCCCUAAAUAUAAAUCGAGCGUUAGCUAGCUUCCUCCGUUUUGACUAACCUGACUAUAACUCAAUUGGUUAAGACAUAUAUCACCGACUAAAAUGUUGUGAAUUUGAAUCCCUACUCCUAGACGUUAUUGUACUAAAAAAAACUUCCCCAUUUCGGCUAACUAUAUAAAUAUAAUGUAAUUAAGCCAACUCAGGGAAGUAGGUGUUGUUUUAGGGAAAUUUUUCUUUUAUUUUGUUGUUUUUUUUAAAUAGAGGGUUAAAUAAUAUGAGAGUGGGGAUGUAGUAAGUAAUAUCAAAUCUAGAGAGUGUGUGAGUUGUGAUGUCGUUAUUUGUUUUGUUGUGUAAGUUUAGAUUAGACUUCUAUGGAAAAAAAAAACUUUAAAUGAAAUAAUAUAAAUAUUUGCCUACUUCCAAAAA